AUGUCACUUGACAACAUUACGGAUGGUACAGACAAACGGGUGUUUUCUCAACUAAUCUUUCAAAAAGUGAAGCCAUUUUGCAUUCAACUAACCCAGGAAGCGCUUACGUCUAGUUUUAAUGAAGCAAAAGUAGUUUCAUUACUAACAUCAAUUGAAGAGGAAUUGAAAUUGGUCGAUUCAGAUAAUCAAGUGCAAUUGGACUUUCUACUUUUACCAAAUGUUGCUGAUUACAUAUUUUUCCCUAUUUCAAACUUGUUAAAGAAACCAGAGUUGAGUGAUGCAAUUGUGCAACACAUCUUGUCAAUAAUUGGAUAUUUAGUUGAGCAUUGUUGGAAGUUUAAUGUUAAUUAUUCGCUUUUUGACCAAUUAUUUCCAUUGGUUCUUUUCCUCAUUGAAGGAGAUUCGAGAAGAAAAUCUGGUGGUGUUGGUGCCAAGCCACUACAAUUCAAGCGAUCAUCAGUUUAUGCUCUUAAUGAGAUUGUUUAUUCACUCCAAAUGUCGUACUUUCAGGAGACUGUCAAAAGACUUCAUUUCUCAAGUAGGAGCAUUCUGUUGGCACUCGAAAUAUUAAAUUCCACGAAGGCGAGUGAUCAAGAAACGGUUGGUCUUCUUGUUGAUAGUUGUCGAUUAGUCCAAAGUCUACUUCUGAAACUUGAUUCAGAUAAAAAGUCUACCAUUCUUCCUGGUGUUGUAUCAGGAAUUACCAAUUUUGUCACCCUGAAUUCAAGCCUCAAUUAUCGCUUAUUUAUACAAAUAUUGCGCUUAUUGUCCAGUAUAAUAUGUACCUCAUUCAAUGAUAAAGACCUUCAUGCAGAAUUAAAAUUGGAGGCUGUUGCAAAUAUUUCCGAUCUACAAACUGUCUGGGAUGAUGAUGAGAGGACACUCGAUGGCUCCGAAAAAAGUGACAUUUCAAUUCAAGAACAUGGUCAUAGGACCAUGCUGUGGCUUAUGGCAACUUCGAAGCAGUUGAAAAUUACGUUGGUUAUUCUUUUUAGGUCUCUCCUACUUAGUUCGAGAAACAAGGAUCGCUUGCGGACAAGGACUGAACUUGCAGAUGAAGUUUUGGAUUUCGUGACAUCUGUGAUGGGUACCUGUUUUGUCUCUUUAUACGCUGAAUUUGUUCCGUUGGCGUUAGAUAUUUGUGCUAUAUUAGUGUUUGCUUCAUCUUGGGAGAACGGGGACUCGUACACGAAAAUUUGGGAAAUUUGCACUAGAAUCAUGGAGGUGAUUGAUACUGACGAUAGUAAAUGCAAUGCUUACUACGAAGUGGUGAGAGGAAAACUAUCUAGCUUAAUUGAUAACAAGCUUUCCUUUAUCGUUUUUUCUGCGGAUGAAGAUAAAGUGAGUUUAAACUUGAAUGCAAUAGAACUCCACUUUGCAAUGCUUAGUCAGCUAUCGUGGAAGAAUGGUGAUGGCUCAAAUGAUGUUCAACUGUUAAGAAAAAGGUGUUUGAGGUUAUUGCUGGAAAUGGCAGUUGACCAUGUUAGGUUGGAAAAUUCGCAGAAGCCGAACGCUCCAGCUUUUCUGUUAUCAGUCGAUGACGGUUUGCUGAAUCAGCUAGAUAAUAUUGAGCUUCCCGGUCACAUCAAUGCGAGAAACGUCAAAAAGGUACUGAAGCCAUCAUCUACUAGUAGGAUUCUGUAUACACACCAAUUACAACUCAUAUCUUCACAAUGGAGUCAAAAUACACUUUCACCUGAAAAUGACUUGACUAUUGGUUUAGGUUCGAAAGUUUUGGAGUCAAAUUUAUACUCCAUCGUAUCCUUCUUGUCUAAACUAAAGUAUAAAGGUGGAGGGAAACUUGAAUUGCUGGAUUUGGAAGAUAUACUAGAAGACUCGGGUAACUCCAGUGCUUUGGAAAAAGGUGUUGUUUUGUGGUUUGCUUCACACUUUGCGAAGAAUGGUUUACAAAAACUGCACGAUUUUGAUCCAACUGAGUUUAUGAAUUUCGAAAGCUCGGACUUGAUCAUGGACGACACAUCAAAUGCAAACGAGGCGACUUAUCUUUUGCUAGUCAGAGCCGAAGGCAUCUUGGACGAUUUUUAUGACAAGAGUGGGGAAUUCACAAACAUGGAAGAAGAAGUGGCCUACAUCUCUGCAAUUGAUGCGAUUGGAUGCGUCGUUGGAACAAUCCCACUAACGUCAUUUAGGUCUGAUGUGCUAAUGGACUAUUUGCUAUGUUUGUUUCAAGCCUUGACUUUGACUGAUAAACCACGGAUUCAGUCCAAAGCCCAAAAAACCCUCAAAAGUAUUGUGGAUUGUUACUACGAAGGUUCGGCGACAGGGAUGAUCAUGGACAAUGUGGACUACUUAAUUGACGCGAUAAGUUUGCAAAUGACUGUGGCUAGUAACCUAACCCCACUGCUACCUGGAAUAUUGAUUAUUCUAAUUAGGAUCACUGGUGUUCAAUUGUUGGAAAGCAACCAACUAUUUGAUAUAUUUUCCGACAUAUUUGUGAUAUUAGAUUCAUAUCAUGGGUACAACCAGUUGGUAGAAGGCUUCUUUGUGGUUUUUGAAGUCCUCGUGGAGCAAAUCAAGCAGAGGUUUUUAGAAAAUGGCACAACGAUUGAAGAUUGUAACACUAAUGAAUCUCAAUUCAAACCGUGGGGCAUGGCAUGCCAAGAACAAUUGAUACAUUUUCUACUGGACAAAAGUUAUGUUGAUCCACUCGGUGGUUUUGAUAGCGAAAAGGAAUACUUUCAAAGAACAGAAGACAAACCAUUCGACGAGAUGGGUGAUGACUCGGAUGAUGAGGUUGACGAGGAUGACAGUAAGGCGAGUGAAGAAGAGCCAUGGAUUUCCCCAAUACCAAAACCAGUCUACGAAGUUUUGAAACGUAUAUUUACCUAUGGAUUCACAUUAAUCUCGCAACCAUCAUACACUUUGAAAGCCCAAAUCAUCAAAACUCUCAGGCUUAUUUUCCCGUUACUCUGCACAAACUACAAGUUAUUGUUACCAAUGAUGGCAAGUAACUGGUCAGUAUUGAUAACAUUGAUUACGGCAUCUAACUCAUUAUCAACUGCAGAGAGUGUGCGAACUACACUUUCUCGGGAGCAAAUAAACAUAACAAUUGAGUCGCUUAAAUUUGUCACUGAAAUAUUACAUCGUGACAGAGACCAGCAAGAGUAUUUUUUUAGUAGAAAAUUUCAAGAGACGUGGAGUUUCAUCUCGAACCAUUCCGAGUUGUUAUCAAAACCUUUGAAGCAAGAGCAUUCAACUGAAGUGGUUGUUGCAGAGAAGGCAAUAGCAACAUUCAAGUCUUUCCCUAUUCUAAAAGAGUCGCUUGUGGAGUUUCUUAUUGCCGGUGCUCAAAAUUAUGAAAAAACGAUACCUGAUUUGACGAGGUUUGAAUUGAUCAGAUUGUGCUACAUACUCGAAAUCCCGCGCUCUUUAGAGCUUACACGAGAUACUCAAUGCGUAUUGGAAGUUUUGAAAACAAGGCCUAUACUAGCUAAAUAG
Molecule: messenger RNA, 3459 nt
Organism: Lodderomyces orthopsilosis Co 90-125
Lineage: Eukaryota; Fungi; Ascomycota; Pichiomycetes; Serinales; Debaryomycetaceae
Exons: 1
Coding region: 1-3459 (1152 amino acids)
Biological process (GO): chromatin remodeling
Cellular component (GO): cytoplasm
Source: RefSeq, a predicted model, not a curated record